Molecule: messenger RNA, 818 nt
Organism: Diversispora eburnea
Lineage: Eukaryota; Fungi; Glomeromycota; Glomeromycetes; Diversisporales; Diversisporaceae
Source: the annotation of a GenBank genome assembly
UAUUACGAAGUAAUGAUACUACCGCAUCUAAACCAGAUGAAGAUAUCAGGGAAAUCAAGCAAUCUUCAGUUAAUAAAUCCUCUACUGAAACGGAAAAUCCCAACGUUACUCCUGAACAGACAGUUUCACAAAAUAAGAAUGUUCCGGAAUCUGAUAUUUCUAACGACACUUCAAAUUCUGAUGAAUCCAAUAAUACUUUUUUGGAAUUAUCUGAAAAUGUAGAUCAAGAAACUGGGACAUUAGUACCAUUGGAAAGCAAUAAGUCUCAAUGUUCUACAUCGCCUUUAUACACAGAGUCUAAAUCAUUAGAGGAUAAGGAAAUUUUUGAUUUUCUGGUUCGGGUAGAUAAAGAAGAGGUUAAAAAUAUGAUGGUAAAGAAAAAUAGGGAAAAGAAACUAUUACGAAACAAUGAAGAUCAGGAUGCUUCGAGAGAACCUAUUAAUCAGACACAAAGUACCAUUUCUUCUGAAAUAAAAAUUCCCUAUAAUCAAAAGGUUGAACAAGGUUUAAUAUGUGAGUUAUCUACAUUAAUUAACAAGAAAGGCCUUUCAAAUUCCAUAUCUGAUAAACAAAUUCUUGAAAAUAUGUUAGAUGGAGAUGAUUCAACUCUGGGUUCUGCAUCACAUUUGGCCCAUUUAUUCGACAAGGCUAAAAAAACUGGUCAGAAAGAAAUUUUACGUUGGUAUUGUUAUAGUGAGGAAUUCGAAAAAAAGAAUCUUCACGCGCAAACGACCAAACCAUCUAAUACAAAUGACAUAUUAAACAUUGAGGCAAGUAUACCUACUAAAACAUCUCAUGCCUUCGAUUCAAAAGAUAAG